Synchiropus splendidus (mandarinfish) is the source of this 1682-nucleotide messenger RNA. RefSeq names its product ELL associated factor 1 (gene eaf1). Lineage: Eukaryota; Metazoa; Chordata; Actinopteri; Syngnathiformes; Callionymidae. The coding region runs from base 679 to 1437 and encodes 252 amino acids. Gene Ontology annotation, cellular component: super elongation complex. Gene Ontology annotation, molecular function: transcription elongation factor activity. Gene Ontology annotation, biological process: regulation of transcription elongation by RNA polymerase II; positive regulation of DNA-templated transcription. The transcript is spliced from 6 exons. The record is from RefSeq and is a predicted model, not a curated record.
CUUGAAAAAGUUGGUGGAGUUCCGCUUGUAGAACAAGUCCCAGUUUUUCUGCGCGUCCUUUUCCAGCUUCAUCUGUUUGAACGCAGACACCAGAACCGGACCGCUGUCGUUUCCGGUCUGACCCUCUCCGGCGCUCGUGUGUGUCUCGAGGGUCAGUGGUGGACUUGGGACCGAAGACUCGGUGUCUCCCCCUGGGACACACUCCAGCGGUUCCUCCGACAUAUUUGAGCCGAGAGUGAGGCUCGAUUGCGGGGAAAGUCAAUUUCACGUCGCAUUAAACAUUAACGACGUGUUAAUAUCCACGUAUGGAGCAACUCCGACGAACAGAAACGCACCGCUCGCGCAACAUUCCGUUCGGGUCCGGUCCCUUAAAUCUUCCGAGUAAGUUAAUUAAACAAAGGAGAAUUCAUAUAUUUCUCUAUUAGACAUGGAACGUCUCUAUAAACGGUAGCUACUUCAACAAACAAUUUGUUGUUUAUUUCCUUUUACAGUCCGUUUGAGGGUAACCUUAGCUCACUGGAAGUGUCGGUCGGAAGGUUUUGAUGGACGGACGCCGGCGGAGCAGAGAGGAAGUUGAGAGGAACCGGAUGUUUUGCUAUCAUUAGCCACAGUGCUAAUAUCUUUCCAUCCUCCCAAUAGCCGGGGGUUUGAGGGGAACCACUCGAGGUCUGGUUGUUUAUGUCAGACUGUGCAGACAUGAACGGCGGAUCGAACCUGCUGCAUGACCAGGAGGAGCAUGUCCUGAAGCUCGGCGACAGUUUCGAGAAGAGACCCAAGUCUUCGUUCCACACUAUCCGGUAUGAUUUCAAACCGGCGUCUAUCGACACCAGCUGUGAGGGCGAGCUGCAGGUCGGCAGAGGAGACGAGGUGACCAUAACACUGCCCCACAUCCCGGGGUCCACUCCAGAGAUGACUGUGUUCAGGGGAAACAAGCGUCCGUACCAGAAGGACUGCGUUCUGAUCAUCAACCAUGACACAGGAGAAUUUGUUCUGGAGAAGUUGAGCAGUAGCAUCCAGGUGAAGAAGACCAGGGCGGAAGGCAGCAGUAAGAUCCAGGCUCGGAUGGAACAGCACACAGCUCGCUUUGCUCAGUCUGGGGCUCAGUUUCGAGCGCCCACCAAGCCGGCUGCCGGGGCCAAGACCUCCCCUUCAAAAGACGACCCCUCACCUGAGCCGCAGCUGGAUGACAUCAAGAGAGAGUUGAGAGCAGAGGUGGAGGUGAUCGAGCAGAUGAGCUCGUCUGACUCUGCGAGCACGUUGGGCAGCGGCGAUGAUGACGACAGCAGCAGCAGUGACCAAGAGCAGGCCGACACCCGGCCCCCAAGGGUACCUGCCAACGACCCUGCAGACCGGCCCACGCCCCCAAAAGAUCAGCUCAUUAACACACUGAGAAGUGACCUUCAACUCAGUGAGUCUGGCAGCGACAGUGACGACUGAGCUGCUGUUUCUGUGAAGAAUUUUCACACUUCAUGUGCAAUUUGCUCCUAUUGGUCCUGUUGCUGGGGAAGAGAGUCUCUCUGCAGUUGAGGAUUGUGGGUAUCUUUGUUUUCUACAUGUGUGACUGAGUGCAACGGUGCAGAUUCAAGACCAAGUGGGAUGUGAAAAAUGGUGUGUUUUACUGGUGUCAAGCAAAAUAAGCUAAUAAAACGUGAAAACCAAGUUUGUGGGGAAAUGUUUUGUUU